Prorocentrum cordatum is the source of this 2446-nucleotide messenger RNA. Lineage: Eukaryota; Dinophyceae; Prorocentrales; Prorocentraceae. The record is from the annotation of a GenBank genome assembly.
UUAUCGCCAGCAGCUCACACCUGAGGGCACCAUGAGAGCUGCUUCCGCGGCAGUCGUCUGCGCAGCACUGGCGCAGCUCGGCGCGGCAUCGACCUGUGGCGCGAAGGGCACGGACGACACCCCCUGGGCGUGGGGCAGCCAGCGCGUCUACGGGGGACAGGAGGCCACGAGCUGCGAGUGGCCGUGGCAGGUCUCCCUCCAGAGCUCCAGCGGGCACUUCUGUGGAGGGACGCUCAUCGCACCGAACUGGGUCUUGACGGCCGCCCACUGCUUCCCUCGUUCUUCGUUCUGGGUCGUCGCAGGCCUUCACAGCCAGUCCCAAUCGGACACGGUGGGAGUGCGACUGGAGGUGCAGCACGUGCACACUCACCCAAACUACGUCAACUGGGACCAGGGCUACGAUUACGUCCUCUUGGAGUUGGCCGAUGCGGCGCCCUUGAACGACUGCAUCGGCCUUGCGUGCUUGCCGACGGAGGACAUCGGUGCCGGUGAAGAGUGCUUCGCCACUGGGUGGGGAAAGGUCGACGGAGGGAGCGUCCCUGACUUGCUGCAGGAGGCGCAGGUGAGCAUCAUCAGCAACUCAGACUGCAGCGCGGCCUAUGGCCAAUCGCAGAUUACCGCCGACAUGCUGUGCGCGCAGGGCGUCAACAGCGACGGGGACGUUACCGACGCCUGCCAGGGGGACAGCGGUGGACCGCUCGUUUGUGCCUCUGGCGGCGCAUCCUACGUCUUGCACGGAGCCACGUCGUGGGGCUAUGGGUGUGCAGAUCAACGGUACCCUGGAAUAUGGUCUCGGGUUAGCUACGUGCGGGAUUGGAUCGACGAGUUGAUGGGGGUGACCGGGGCCCCGACCCCAUCAACUCCAGCACCUCCUCCAACGCCUUCUCCUAGCCACAUGUGGGCGGACAUUGUCGGCGAGUGCACGCUCGACGGCGCAUGUGUGCAGAGCGAGAAUUAUCCGCAGCCAUACGGCAACAACCAGAAGUGCACGAUCACGAUCGACGCGUCGAACGCAGCACCGAUCGUCGUCGAAAGUUUUGACGUUGAGUCGUACUUCGACUACCUAGUUGUCGACGGAGGAGCAAGGUAUACUGGAUCUUCAGGUCCCUCUGGGGUCACCCCGGCGGAGAGCGUGCUGUGGUCGUCCGACUUCAGCGUCACGAGGAGCAAGGUAUACUGGAUCUUCAGGUCCCUCUGGGGUCACCCCGACAUCCAGUAUCAUGUGGUCGUCCGACUUCAGCGUCACGAGGAGUGGCUGGAAAUUCUGUAUGCCGGUGUCAACACCUGCACCCCCUCCGACUGCAGCACCGACGCCUGCACCGACGGCUGCGCCCGGCUCCGGUACUACAGCAACAACCAGCAGUGCACGAUCGAGAUCAACGCGGCGAGUGCAGCACCCAUCAUCGUGGAGUACUUCAACGUGGAGUGGUACUUCGACUACCUCCUGGUCGACGGCUGGAAGACCUUCAGCGGAAGGCGCCGCCGUCCGCAUGGGUUCACCCCGUCGUCCAGCAUCCUGUGGUCCUCCGACUCCAGCGUCACGCGGCGCGGCUGGAGACUGUGCGAGCCCGGUCGCCGCCUCGUGGAGGAGGCCGCGCUGGAGAAGAUCGUCGUCGAGCCCAGGGCCGCGCAGCUGUAUCCGCGGACGCUGGCUCACGGCGAGCUGGCGUGCGGUCAGCCGGAGCAGGCGGAGGCGACGGCGCUCGCCAGCAAAAGCGUCGUCGCGACGGCGCCUGUGGCCGGUGCUGGCGACGCCAUGACGUGUUCGCUGCUGCGCGAGCAGGCGAGCAGCCCCGACGGGUGCCUGUGGGGCUUCGGCGGCGAGCUGCGCGAGGAGACCGAGUUGCUGGGGGCCAUCGGCCAGAUCGGCCCGUCUGUCUUCGACACCGGGCAGAUCGCGCUCCUGGACUUCGUCGGUGGAGAGUUUGUCUUCUGGCCCCUCGGCUGGCCCCAGACACUUCGUAUCCACGGCAUCUUCCCGCAGCCGCCGGCCCAGGGAGGCCGCGCUGCGGGGCGCCAGGGGCAGUCCGGGUCGAGGAUGGGGCGCUCGGCGAAGGUCUCAGAAAGGAAGGUUCUGAAGCAGGGCCCCGUUGAUGCCGCCCUUCCAGCCCGCGCCAGCUUCACCCGGCACGCCGCGGGCAUCUUCGGGGUUCCGACGGACUUCGAGGAGGUCGCGUGCCCGGGCGCCUUUGUCGUGCAGGCGGUUUUCUUCAUGUUUCCCGCGAUUGCCCCUGGCCACGACGGGUUUCCCUUGCUGCGCUUUGACCCCCCUCGCGGCGUCCAAAUCCUCGGGGGCCGCCAGGUUCGGCUUGCCAUGGGCCCCGCGUCACUGGUGGACCUCGGCGCGCCCCCGUGCCGCGCGCCCCGCGCGGGCCCGCAGCUCCUGGUGGUUGGGGAAGUCGCGCUGUGGAAUUCUUGGCGGGCCUCUCCUUGGAUGCCGAGAUAG